This is a messenger RNA of Salvelinus fontinalis (brook trout), 11858 nucleotides long. Its product is annotated as voltage-dependent L-type calcium channel subunit alpha-1D-like. Gene Ontology annotation, molecular function: high voltage-gated calcium channel activity. NCBI's taxonomy places the organism in Eukaryota, Metazoa, Chordata, Actinopteri, Salmoniformes, Salmonidae. Gene Ontology annotation, cellular component: voltage-gated calcium channel complex; membrane. Gene Ontology annotation, biological process: calcium ion import across plasma membrane. The transcript has 48 exons. The record is from RefSeq and is a predicted model, not a curated record. Bases 88 to 6345 code for a protein of 2085 amino acids.
CCCGAGUCCUGCCCUCAGACUGGCACUAUCUCCUGGCAGGCCGAGAUCCAUGCUGCUCGUAACUCCCAGGGCGACGUCUCCCAGAGCAUGAGCGCCCGCAACUCUGUCCCUGGGGCCACGCCUGCACCGGUAGGCUCGUUGUCACAGAGGAAGAGGCAACAGUACGCCAAGAGCAAGAAGCAGGGCGGCUCCACCAACAGCAGGCCGCCCAGGGCCCUGUUCUGCCUCACCCUCAACAAUCCCAUCCGCAGAGCCUGCAUCAGCCUCGUGGAGUGGAAACCCUUUGAUAUCUUUAUACUGCUCUCUAUUUUUGCCAACUGUGUGGCCUUAGCUGUUUACAUCCCCUUCCCUGAGGACGACUCCAACUCCACCAACCACGACCUGGAAACAGUAGAAUAUGCCUUCCUGAUCAUCUUUACGAUAGAGACCUUUCUGAAGAUCAUAGCGUAUGGUUUAGUCAUGCAUCAGAACUCCUACGUAAGGAACGGCUGGAACAUGCUAGAUUUUGUCAUUGUUAUAGUAGGGUUGUUCAGUGUAGUUCUGGAGGUGAUAACCAAAGAGGGUGAUGCGGGGGCUCAGGGGGGUAAACCAGGAGCCUUUGACGUCAAGGCCCUCCGAGCAUUCCGUGUGCUCCGCCCCCUCCGUCUUGUCUCAGGAGUACCCAGUUUACAGGUAGUGUUGAACGCCAUCAUUAAAGCCAUGGUUCCUCUGCUCCACAUCGCUCUGCUAGUCCUCUUCGUCAUCAUCAUCUAUGCCAUCAUCGGCUUGGAACUCUUCAUCGGCAAGAUGCACGCCACCUGCUACCUGGCAGGCACCGGCAUUUUGGCAGAGGAGGAGCCUGUUCCGUGUGCAAUGUCAGGCCAUGGGCGCCAGUGCAUGAUGAAUGGGACUGUGUGUAGAGAGGGAUGGCAUGGCCCCAACAGUGGCAUCACCAACUUUGACAACUUCCUGUUUGCCAUGCUUACUGUUUUCCAGUGUAUCACCAUGGAGGGCUGGACUGAUGUUCUCUACUGGAUGAAUGAUGCCAUGGGCUUUGAGCUACCCUGGGUCUACUUCGUCAGUCUGGUCAUCUUCGGCUCCUUCUUCGUUCUCAACCUAGUUCUGGGAGUGUUGAGCGGAGAGUUUUCCAAGGAGAGAGAGAAGGCCAAGGCUCGUGGAGACUUCCAGAAGCUGAGAGAGAAGCAGCAGCUGGAGGAGGAUCUGAAGGGCUACCUGGACUGGAUCACUCAGGCCGAGGACAUCGACCCUGAGAAUGACGAGGAGGGAGACGAGGAGGGGGUCAAACGCAACCCAAGCAAGCCCGCCAGCGAGACAGAGUCUGUGAACACUGACAACCCCAAUGGAGAGGACGAUAAGGCUAACUGCUGUGGACCACUCUGUCAAAAAAUGAUAAAAUCAAAGUACAGUCGGCGAUGGCGUCGCUGGAACCGGUUCUGCCGCAGGAAGUGUCGUGUUGCUGUGAAGUCAGUGUCUUUCUAUUGGCUGGUGAUCAUUCUGGUGUUUCUCAACACGCUCACCAUCUCCUCAGAGCACUACAACCAGCCUAACUGGCUCACGGAAGUCCAGGAUGUGGCCAACAAGGUUCUGCUGGCUCUGUUUACGUGUGAAAUGCUGGUGAAGAUGUAUAGUCUGGGCCUGCAGGCCUACUUCGUGUCUCUGUUCAACCGCUUCGACUGCUUCGUGGUGUGUGGCGGCAUCGUGGAGACCAUCCUGGUGGAGCUGGCCAUCAUGUCUCCCCUGGGCAUCUCUGUGUUCCGUUGUGUCCGUCUGCUACGCAUCUUCAAGGUCACACGCCACUGGGCAUCUCUCAGUAACCUGGUGGCAUCGCUGCUCAACUCCAUGAAGUCCAUCGCCUCCCUCCUGCUCCUGCUCUUCCUCUUCAUCAUCAUCUUCUCUCUGUUGGGCAUGCAGCUCUUCGGGGGCAAGUUCAACUUCGACGAGACGAUAACUAAGAGGAGCACCUUCGACAACUUCCCCCAGGCGCUACUCACAGUGUUUCAGAUCCUGACAGGCGAGGAUUGGAAUGCUGUGAUGUAUGACGGCAUCAUGGCGUACGGUGGACCCUUCUCCUCAGGCAUGGUCGUCUGCAUCUACUUCAUAAUCCUCUUUGUCUGUGGAAACUACAUCCUGCUGAACGUCUUCUUGGCCAUCGCCGUUGACAACCUGGCAGAUGCAGAGAGCCUGAACACAGCCCAGAAGGAGGAAGAGGAGGAGAAGGAGAGGAAGAAAAGUGCCAGAGAUGACACUGAUAAGAUGGAGGAGCUGAAACCUGAGGGCCAGGAUGGGGAUCUCAAGGUUCCACUGGAGGAGGAAGAGGAGAAGGAGCCGUAUCCCACUCCAGACACUCCAGUUGGUGAUGAUGACAAUGAUAAUGAUAAUCUGCCAGAGGUUCCAGUUGGGCCACGCCCUCAAAGGCUGUCAGACCUCAGCAUCAAGGAGAAGACUCCGCCCAUCCCUGAGGGCAGUGCAUUCUUCAUCUUCAGCAACACUAACCCGGUUCGGGUGGCCUGCCACAAGCUGAUCAACCACCACAUCUUCACCAACCUCAUCCUGGUUUUCAUCAUGCUGAGCUCUGUGUCUCUGGCUGCUGAGGACCCCAUACGGAACUUCUCUGCACGCAACAUCAUCCUAGGCUAUGCAGAUUAUGUCUUCACUAGUAUAUUUACCUUUGAGAUCCUGUUGAAGAUGACAGCUUUUGGGGCUUUCCUCCAUAAAGGAGCCUUCUGCAGGAACUACUUCAACCUGCUGGACCUACUGGUGGUUGGAGUCUCUCUGGUGUCCUUUGGCAUUCAGUCAUCUGCCAUCUCUGUGGUGAAGAUCUUGCGUGUGUUGAGGGUGUUGCGACCCCUGAGGGCCAUCAACAGAGCCAAGGGCCUCAAGCAUGUGGUCCAGUGUGUAUUUGUGGCCAUCAGGACCAUUGGCAACAUCAUGAUCGUCACCACGCUGUUACAGUUCAUGUUCGCCUGCAUAGGAGUGCAGCUAUUCAAGGGCAAGUUCUAUCGCUGCACAGACGAGGCCAAGUCCAGCCCAGAGGAAUGCAAAGGCACAUACAUCCUGUAUAAGGAUGGAGACACAGCGUUGCCUGCAGUUAGGGAGAGGAUCUGGUACAACAGUGACUUCAACUUUGACAACGUCCUCAUGGCCAUGAUGGCUCUGUUCACCGUCUCUACAUUUGAAGGCUGGCCUGCUCUGCUCUACAAGGCCAUCGACUCCAACAGAGAGAAUAUGGGUCCCAUCUACAACUACCGCGUGGAGAUCUCCAUCUUCUUCAUCAUCUACAUCAUCAUCAUCGCCUUCUUCAUGAUGAACAUCUUUGUCGGUUUCGUCAUCGUCACCUUCCAGGAGCAGGGAGAGAAAGAGUACAAGAACUGUGAGCUGGACAAGAACCAGCGUCAGUGUGUGGAGUAUGCUCUGAAGGCUCGUCCACUGAGAAGGUACAUCCCUAAGAACCCCUACCAGUAUAAGUUCUGGUAUGUGGUCAACUCCACAGGCUUUGAGUACGUCAUGUUCGUCCUCAUCAUCCUCAACACACUGUGUCUGGCCAUCCAGCACUAUGGCCAGUCUCACCUGUUCAACUAUGCCAUGGACAUCCUCAACAUGGUCUUCACUGGCGUCUUCACUGUGGAGAUGAUCUUUAAACUCAUCGCCUUCAAACCCAGGCACUAUUUCGCCGAUGCAUGGAACACAUUUGAUGCCUUAAUUGUUGUUGGUAGCGUCGUUGACAUUGCAAUCACAGAGAUCAAUGCCAUCCCAGUGGUGAAGGUGAUUGUGGACCCAGGGAACACUGAGGACAGCGCUCGCAUCUCCAUCACAUUCUUCCGUCUGUUUCGAGUCAUGCGAUUGGUCAAGCUGCUCAGCAGAGGGGAGGGCAUCCGAACGCUCCUGUGGACCUUCAUUAAGUCCUUCCAGGCUCUUCCCUAUGUUGCCCUUCUGAUAGCCAUGUUAUUCUUCAUCUAUGCUGUUAUUGGAAUGCAGGUGUUUGGAAAGAUUGCCUUGGUAGACCACACACAGAUUAACCGAAACAACAACUUCCAGACCUUUCCUCAAGCUGUCCUGAUGCUCUUCAGGUGUGCUACAGGUGAGGCGUGGCAGGAGAUCAUGCUGGCAUGUCUGCCAGGGAAGCUGUGUGACUCAGAGUCAGACUACAACCCCGGAGAGGAGAAAACAUGUGGCAGCGGAUUCGCCAUUAUCUACUUCAUCAGCUUCUACAUGCUCUGCGCCUUCCUGAUCAUCAACUUGUUUGUUGCUGUCAUCAUGGAUAACUUUGACUAUCUGACGCGUGAUUGGUCCAUUCUGGGCCCUCACCACCUGGAUGAGUUUAAAAGGAUCUGGUCUGAGUACGACCCUGAGGCCAAGGGCAGGAUAAAGCAUCUGGAUGUGGUGACCUUGCUGAGACGCAUCCAGCCUCCUCUAGGCUUCGGCAAGCUGUGUCCACACAGAGUGGCCUGCAAGAGACUGGUUGCCAUGAACAUGCCCCUGAACAGUGAUGGCACAGUCAUGUUCAAUGCCACUCUGUUUGCCUUGGUGAGGACCGCUCUGAAGAUCAAAACUGAAGGCAACUUGGAACAGGCCAAUGAGGAGUUGCGAGCGGUCAUCAAGAAGAUCUGGAAGAGGACCAGCAUGAAGCUGCUGGACCAAGUGGUGCCCCCUGCAGGCGAUGACGAGGUAACCGUGGGGAAGUUCUAUGCCACCUUCCUGAUACAGGACUACUUCAGGAAAUUCAAGAAACGCAAAGAGCAAGGCCUGGUGGGAAGACACUCAUUCUCCAGCCUGAACUCCACCAUCGCCCUCCAGGCUGGCCUCCGCACACUGCAUGAUAUUGGGCCCGAAAUUCGCCGAGUCAUAUCGUGUGACCUGCAAGACGAGGGCCUUGUAGACAUGAAUGCAGAAGAAGAUGACGAGGUGUCUAGGAGGAACGGCGUGCUGUUCGCCAACCACACCAAUCACGUUAACGGGGACCACCGGGGUUCUGUCACCCAGCGGCCCCUCCAGGUCCCGCCUCCUUCCUGCCACGCAUUCGUGGAGCCCUCUCAGGUUGGCUCUGAGGAAGGGGCUGGGGACCCCCACCCCUACAACCACUACUACCCCAAAUCCCCCAUGGCCUCCAACGCCAACCUCAACAACGCCAACAUCCCCACUGUGCCCUCCCUGACCAAAGGGGGGCAGAGGUGCUGCCUCCGCCGUGAGCACUCGUCUGCUAAUGGGGCACCCUCCUCCAGCUCGCAACGCAAGAGUGUUGACUUCGACACCCUCACCACGGUCCAGUCUGCAAGGAGGCUCUACUAUGAGACCUACAUUAGGUCAGAAUCAGGGGGUGUUCUGUACCCAACCAUCCGCAGAGAGAAGCUAGGGGGAGCAGACAGUGAUGAUGACAAGGGCUCAGGAGAAUACUUCAGUGGCGAGGAGUAUCAGGAGGAUGACCUCAUGUUGCACAAAGACAGGAUGCCCCAUAAGGAGUUUCAAGACCUUCAAACUGACUUGGACACAAAUGCAUCGAGGGGUUACCAUCAACCUGAUAGUCUCUAUGACGACGACCAGCAACCCAUUUACCAAGAUGGUGGGCGGUCGCCAAAGCGACGGUUGUUCCCCUCUACACCACAGGCACCCCACAGACCCUCCUUCAACUUUGAGUGUUUGCGGAGACAUAGCAGUCAGGAUGAUGACAUCCCCUUGACCCCUUCCGUUCCCCAUCGAACAGCUCUACCCCUGCAUCUGAUGCAGCAACAGGUGAUGGCAGUGGCUGGCCUGGACUCAAGCAGAGUCCAGCGUCUCUCUCCAUCACGCUCUCUACGUUCCUGGGCCACGCCCCCCACCUCCCCCAUUAGCAGGGACCACUCCCCCUACUACACCCCCCUCAUCCAGGUGGACUGGCGUGGUCCCGGCAGUGUGAGCAGCACCCCUGGCUCUGUGAGAAGAAGCUCCUGGUACACUGACGCCCCGGAAGCCCCUUUGAGCCUCACCUACUCCCCCUCACAGCUCCAGAUCCCCCCAGAGUACCGCAGGCAGUACCACCAGAAGAUAGGCAGUGCCAACAGCCUAGUAGAGGCCGUGUUGAUUUCAGAAGGACUGGGGAAAUACGCCAAGGACCCCAAAUUUGUGGCAGCGACGAAGCAUGAGAUCGCGGACGCCUGCGAGAUGACCAUUGAUGAGAUGGAGAGUGCCGCCAGCAACCUGCUGAAUGGCAGUAUGGGUAAUGGAGCGGGGGCAACCGGGGCCACGGACAAAGUGACGGCCACGAGCCUCAGGGACCGUAAUCUCCAUGACUACAGUGAUGAGGAGCCGGACACGAGUGUGAAAUGUGAAGAAGAUCUGACUGAUGAGAUGAUAUGCAUCAGCACCCUAUAACAGUCAGUCACAUAGUCUGACAUGGCACCCUAUAGCAGUCAGUCACAUAGGCUGACAUGGCACUCUAUAGUAGUCAGUCACAUAGGCUGACAUGGCACUCUAUAGUAGUCAGUCACAUAGGCUGACAUGGCACUCUAUAGUAGUCAGUCACAUAGGCUGACAUGGCACCCUAUAGCAGUCAGUCACAUAGGCUGACAUGGCACCCUAUCAGCCUAUGUCAGUCACAUAGGCUGCGUCUGACAUGGCACCCUAUAGCAGUCAGUCACAUAGGCUGCGUCUGACAUGGCUCCCUAUAGCAGUCAGUCACAUAGGCUGCGUCUGACAUGGCACCCUAUACCGUAUGAAGUGCACUUGUGCACUAUAUAGGGGGAGAUGUGCCUUUUGGAGUGCCUUUCUUUCUGUGGAAUGAAUAGAUGGAUGGAAACACUGCCAGCUGGAGAGGACUGGAGGGAUGGAAGGACAUGCUAAGGAUCUAACUACAGAGGAGUGGAAAGAGGGAGGGACACGCUAGGGAUCCAACUACAGAGGACUGGAGGGAUGGAAGGACAUGCUAAGGAUCCAACUACAGAGGAGUGGAAGGAGGGAGGGACACGCUAGGGAUCCAACUACAGAAUGGAGGGAUGGAAGGACAUGCUAAGUAUCCAACUACAGAGGAGUGGAGGGAUGGAGGGACAUGCUAAGGAUCCAACUACAGAGGAGUGGAGGGAUGGAGGGACACGCUAAGGAUCUAACUACAGAGGAGUGGAGGGAUGGAGGGACACGCUAAGGAUCCAACUACAGAGGAGUGGAGGGAUGGAGGGACACGCUAAGGAUCUAACUACAGAGGAGUGUAGGGAUGGAGGGGAACGCUAAGGAUCCAACUACAGAGGAGUGGAGGGAUGGAGGGACACGCUAAGGAUCCAACUACAGAGGAGUGGAGAGAUGGAAGGACAUGCUAAGGAUCUAACUACAGAGGAGUGGAGGGAUGGAGGGACACGCUAAGGAUCCAACUACAGAGGAGUGGAGGGAUGGAGGGACACGCUAAGGAUCUAACUACAGAGGAGUGGAGGGAUGGAGGGACACGCUAAGGAUCCAACUACAGAGGAGUGGAGGGAUGGAGGGACAUGCUAAGGAUCCAACUACAGAGGAGUGGAGGGAUGGAGGGAUACGCUAAGGAUCCAACUACAGAGGAGUGGAGAGAUGGAGGAACAUGCUAAGGAUCCAACUACAGAGGAGUGUAGGGAUGGAGGGGAACGCUAAGGAUCCAACUACAGAGGAGUGGAGGGAUGGAGGGGCACGCUAAGGAUCCAACUACAGAGGAGUGGAGGGAUGGAGGGGCACGCUAAGGAUCCAACUACAGAGGAGUGGAGAGAUGGAAGGACAUGCUAAGGAUCUAACUACAGAAGAGUUUCACCCAACUCUCUUUCUCUCUGUCUGGCAACACCCAGUGAACCGGAGAGUGAGAUAUAGGUAGGGGUUGUCCCUUAGGGGAUGCAGUAAUGCUAGGUUUGCCGUGCACUCAGGAUGAGUAGGAUUAGUGUCACCGCCACAAUGACUUCAUACAGAAAUCACAUAUCAGUGACAUCACGUUCCAGUCCUCAGGCAUAUCCCCCCUGCCUCCCAUUUGCCUUACCCUCUGCACAGAGAUACUGAGAAUAGUGAGUCAUAGUUGUAGUGGUGGCCAUUUUACAGACCGCUUUUUGAAACUGUGAACAACCAACACACAAGAAAACAGUGUACUCUAAUAUCACACACUCAUUCCUGCCCAACCAAUCAAUCUUCAGGGAUGACAGGGUUCCGAUCGAUAGACACAUGUACAGGUACAGACACUAGAAGCCAUGUUGUUUUGUGAAAGGAAAAAGCUAUUAAGUUGUAGAUAUUUUUUAAACACUGUAAGAAAAAUAAACUAUAGAAAAUAGAUGCUUUGUAUUUAGUUAAUUAUGAAUCGUUACAUGUAUAGCAAUAUCGUCCCCAUGCCUAUGUUUUAUUCGUGAAUUAAUAUGAAAUUAUAUUUUAUAAUCUUGUCGCCUUUUCUCCCGCUAGAAUGCAUUAUGUUUAAGCAUAGCAGUUUAAGGAGGAUAAUGUUGAUUUAGAAUGACUAUGAUGUCAAACAGAGCUGCUUUCACUGAAGUGUACGUACAGUAUGGCUGUACAGAAGGAGGGUUUACCAUUUACCAGCUUAGCUCACUGCCAACAGAAAUAUAUAGUUUCAGGUUACAUUGAGGACAACUGUUUUUCAUUGUGUAUUGUACAGCACUAGAGCAGUUUAACUGUUUACUUUGUCACUGUGCUUCUUCUUCAACUGCGUACUGUCAUGGAAAUGUGUUCAUUUCCUGUCAACCUUUACAGUAUGUGCAAUGAAAGGGCUCCUUCGAAAAAACACCAAAAGGGAAAAUCUUUGCUUAGAAGACACAUAGCUGUGGCCAAUAAAGCUGUAUGACUAAUAUGCAUUUUCCAAACGUGUAAAGUCAAGUUCAACAUAAACGCAUGUCAUGUCAGGGAUCUUUGUGAAAUGUAAAUUCCUUAACAAUGGAAUAUAGUGUUUACAACUACUAGAGUUUCCUCAGCAUCACUAACAUCUUUCUCUCAACACAAAACACUGCUCUCAGUUCAACACAUGAAUGAUGGAAGGCAUGAAAGAUGGCAUAGUGAUGGCCACUCAGUGGGGUUUUAUUUAGAAGGGAUAAUACAGCUUUGGUCAAAAUGUACUUUUUAUAUAGCAGGUUAGGAGAAAUAGGUUAAGGUUAGGAAAAGCGUUAAGGUUAGCUAAAAGUAAUUGAAAAAAUAACUUUUGACGUCAAUUUGACAAAAGUUGUAUCCCAUCUAGAAAUGACCACUCAGUGAGUGUUUAGACUCAGUGGGGUUCAAAUCCUGACAUGACGGUAUGCAUGCAUGCCUUCCAGGACCGGUAAUGAUAACUACUGCACCAGAGGUUAUAUCAUUGGCUCAAAAUGUCUUUGAGAUGGUGACACUGUACUUUUCCUGGGGCUAUGUACAGUUGAACUCAAAGUUUACAUACACUUAGGUUGGAGUCAUUAAAACUCCUUUUUCAACCACUCCACAAAUUUCUUGUUAACAAACUAUAGUUUUGGCAAGUCGGUUAGGACAUCUACUUUGUGCAUGACACAAGUAAUUUUUCCAACAAUUGUUUACAGACAGAUUAUUUCACUUAUAAUUCACUGUAUCACAAUUCCAGUGGGUCAGAAGUUUACAUACACUAAGUUGACUGUGCCUUCAAACAGCUUGGAAAAUUCCAGAAAAUUAUGUCAUGGCUUUAGAAGCUUCUGAUAGGCUAACUGACAUAAUUUGAGUCAAUUGGAGGUGUACUUGUGGAUGUAUUUCAAGGCCUACCUUCAAACUCAGUGCCUCUUUGUUUGACAUCAUGGGAAAAUCUAAAUAAAUCAGCCAAGACCUCAGAAAAAAAAUGUAGACCUCAAAAAUUCUGGUUCAUUCUUGGGAGCAAUUUCCAAAUGCCUGAAGGUACCACGUUCAUCUGUACAAACAAUAGUACACAAGUAUUAACACCAUGGGACCACGCAGCCGUCAUACCGCUCAGGAAGGAGACACGUUCUGUCUCCUAGAGAUGAACUUACUUUGGUGCGAAAAGUGCAAAUCAAUCCCAGAACAACAGCAAAGGACUUUGUGAAGAUGCUGGAGGUACAAAAGUAUCUAUAUUCACAGUAAAACGAGUUCUAUAUCGACAUAACCUGAAAGGCCGCUCAGCAAGGAAGAAGCCACUGCUCCAAAACCUCCAUAAAAAAGCCAGACUACGGUUUGCAACUGCACAUGGGGACAAAAAUCGUUCUUUUUGGAGAAAUGUUCUCUGGUCUGAUGAAACAAAAAUAGAACUGUUGGGACAUAAUGACCAUCGUUAUGUUUGGAAGAAAAAGGGGGAGGCUUGCAAGCCGAAGAACACUAUCCCAACCGUGAAGCACAGGGGUGGCAGCACUUCAACAAUAUAGAUGAAAUGAUGAAGAAGGAAAAUGAUGUGGAUAUAUUGAAGCAACAUCUCAAGACAUCAGUCAGGAAGUUAAAGCUUGGUCGCAAAUGGGUCUUCCAAAUGGACAAUGGCCCCAAGCAUACUUCCAAAGUUGUGGCAAAAUGGCUUAAGGACAACAAAGUGAAGAUAUUGGAGUGGCCAUCACAAAGCCCUGACCUCAAUCCUAUAGAAAAUGUGUGGGCAGAACUGAAAAAGCGUGUGUGAGCACGGAGGUCUACAAACCUGACUCAGUUAAACCAGCUCUGUCAGGAGGAAUGGGCCAACAUUCACCCAACUUAUUGUGGGGAGCUUGUGGAAGGCUACCUGAAAUGUUUGACCCAUUUGCUACCAAAUACUAAUUAAGUGUAUGUAAACAUCUGACCCACUGGGAAUGUGAUGAAAGAAAUACAAGCUGAAAUAAAUAAUUCUCUCUACUAUUAUUCUGACAUUUCACAUUCUUAAAAUAAAGUGGUGAUCCUAACUGACCUACGACAGGGAAAUUUUACUCGGAUUAAAUGUCAGGAAUUGUGAAAACUGAGUUUAAAUGUAUUUGGCUAAGGUGUAUGUAAACUUCUGACUUCAACUGUAUGUGAUUACAGAGACCUUUGAGUCAGAGAUCUGCCAAGUGAUAUGUGAAGGUAAAUUCCACUAAAUUGAAUCAUCUUUAAUUAUACUGUUUGCAAGUGAGAAAAACAAAAACUACAUUGAGAAACAAAAGGUUCGUUAUACAGCUUGUGCAAUUCACAGCUGAAUUGUUUGUACUGCUUCCGUUGUGUAAGAACCUGUGCAGAAUGUGAAGGUUAAUGUGAUUCACUGUACUUGAAGAAUCCUGCUUUCUACCCGCUAACGUUACAGCUCAUUCCACUUUGUAGCAGAUUAGUUUUACCUUCAGAUUUUAUACUGUUGAAACCCCUUUUUUGUACAGUUCCUUUAUUCUUUUGAAUAUUUGCCUGGAAUGCUGAUGAUUUUGUAACGAUCACAACUGAAUAAACUCUCCAAGUCACUCAAUGGCUCCAGAUGACAGUAUCUGUGUUAAAUGUACUCGGCGGCAGGAAUUUGCCAAACAAAAAAUAUGGACUUUGCAUAUGAUCAAAACAAUUACCAUCACAGCUGUUAGUGAGUGUGUAAAACGCAGGGUGCAAAGUGAUGAUGGAAGAGUUCGCUAAUAUUCCUAAUUUAAAACGUAGUCAAAAGCUAACACUAACAUGGUGGUUAAUAAUACUUUCCGAAUGCACUGUACACGUGACUGUGAACGUGUUGAAACUAGAGAGUACAUUUGUGUGGGAUCAUUAUGUCUUAUCUAGGCUCAGUUGUACAGCUUCAGUGAAUUUCUCUAGAAAUGUCAUAAAUGUGACUGGAACAUUGCCCAUUGUGAUGUUUGGCUAGCUGGCAGCUGUUGAUUAAGUACCAACAUUUCCAUAGAAAUCAUAAGAGCAAUAGAUUCCGAGGAAUUGAGAUAUGCAAACAAUGUGUUGUUACCCCCAUUCAAAACAAUGGAUUGGAUUAGGUAAAAAGACAGAUAGAAAAGGUUCAGUAAAAUGUAAGUGCUGGUGAU